AUGGAAAGAUUGCUACGUAUUGGGGAAGAACGUGGAUUUCCUGGCAUGAUAGGCAGCAUUGAUUGUAUGCACUGGGAGUGGAAGAACUGUCCACACGCAUGGAAGGGGCAGUAUCAAGGAAGAGAAGGAGUUGCAACUCUCGUACUGGAGGCAGUUGCGGACAGAGAUCUAUGGAUAUGGAAUUCGUUCUUUGGGAUGCCAGGUAGCUGCAACGAUAUUAAUGUGCUUCGUCGAUCCCCUGUGUUCGAAGACGUCUUAGAGGGUCGAACACCUCCUGUGAACUUCGUAGUCAAUGGUCAUCAUUAUACGAAUGGGUAUUAUCUUACUGAUGGAAUCUACCCUAGAUGGGCUUCUUUUGUGAAAUCCAUUACGAGUCCACAAACUUGUCAGGAUCGUUUAUUCGCAAAACACCAGGAAGCUGCAAGGAAAGACGGUGAACGCGCAUUUGGGGUCCUUCAAGCUCGUUUUGCCAUUAUUAAAAAGCCGUCUUUGGCGUGGGAUACCGACAUACUCCACAAUAUCAUGCUCGCCUGCAUCAUAAUACAUAAUAUGAUCGUUGAAGAUGAACGAGAGACGUAUCAAAAUAACGUUAAUACCAAUGAGUUUAUGAAUGCUGGAGGCAACGCUAAUGAGGAUACUACCGAGUACCGUACUGAUCGUAUUGUGGAUAUCGGCUUAUACUUGUCUCGUAGAACAGAGAUUGAGGAUCAACAGACUCAUUUGCAGCUAAAAAACGACUUGGUCGAACAUAUAUGGAAUAAAUUUGGUAACAACGAAAACUUAGGCAACUAG
Chenopodium quinoa (quinoa) is the source of this 792-nucleotide messenger RNA. RefSeq names its product putative nuclease HARBI1. The coding region runs from base 1 to 792 and encodes 263 amino acids. The record is from RefSeq and is a predicted model, not a curated record. NCBI's taxonomy places the organism in Eukaryota, Viridiplantae, Streptophyta, Magnoliopsida, Caryophyllales, Amaranthaceae. The transcript has a single exon.